UUUCGUGCAGCAAGGGAAGCUGCAGAUGCGAUUGGAGCACAGAUGGUACUGGGAGAUCGACCUAUUGAGAUCACUCUGCGCCGUGCAUGGAAGGCUCUCUCUCUUCCUGACCGCGCUCGCCUUGCCUCAGCCCUCCUGCAAGGCGGGCUGAAAGGAGGGGGCGCUUUGGAGCAGGGCAGGCUGAAAGGGGAGUUGUUGAAGCGGCGUGGUGAUUCUAACAGUGAAGGGAUGGUGACUCCGAAUGUGGAUGGAGGUGUGGAAGUUGCACGGCAGUUUCCCACGCUCAUAGGCCCACUGGUGCAUGAGAGGGAUGCGUAUCUAGCAUGGGCCUUAAAACGGAGCAAGGCCGUGAGAGGAUGUGACAGGGUGGUCGGCGUGGUGGGGCGAGGGCACUUGCCUGGCGUCGUGCACUUCUUGUUGCAAGAUAAUGAGCAAAGAACACUGCGAUUUAAGCAGCUUGUCGGGGCCAGUGCAUCGGAUGAAAAGGAUUCAGGAAAAGGAGGAAUGGCUGCGCGUGUGGCUAAAAGGUUCCGUACGUCUCGUUUAGUUGUUUCGGCAACAGCCCGUCGCAAAGAAUGUCCCAGCGAGGAAGCAUGUAUCGAGGAUCCGUACGACAAGAGCUGUCAAAAUGCGAAUGAUUGCCAGGUGGCCGGAAAUGAAUGGACGCGACGGGAGAUGAUGGCUGCUACCGGCAGCAGCUUAGCAGCCGUAGCGCUCGCUAUUGUCACUUCAGGCGCUGUGACUGUUCCAAUAGCCAACGCAGGCCCAGCAACAGCGCCGGCACCAACAGCUGCCGGUGCUGCAGUGGACACUGCUUCCUGGAAGCUUCUCGAGAGUGCGUUUGGGUUCUCCUUCCUCUACCCGUCCUCCUAUAUAGUCACAAUCAACCGCAAGAACGACCCAGCGGAUGCCCCGCUCACAGCAGAUGGCGCUCAGGCCCUAGCAGUCGUGGGCAACUUUGUCACAUUCGACACGAUGAGUGUCAUUCGCUAUGCCUUCACUCCAAAUCCAGACAAGCUUGCUCCCCUCAUCCAACGUAUCCUGCCCAAUGGGAAUCUAAGCACCUCAUUGGUCGAGGACACGGUGUUUCCAAACCAGCCAAUCAUAGAGCUUCCUCUGGAUCUCCAAAAGAUUCUCUCCGCCCUGGCAUCACCGGCAGGACUCAGUUUUGAUGUGAUAACAGAGACGUGCCGAGGCAGGAUAGAGGAGGGGAAGGGGGGAGUGGGUGAGUGUGUGUCGGUUCGAGGGGCAGACCUCGUUCAACCAAUCGUGCGCCGCCACAUAGGCCGGAUACUCCUGUCAGAAGGCUACCUCUAUGUCAUCACAGCAUCAUGCACAGAGGCACGGUGGCCAAUAAUGAGCGCACAGCUGCUAGCAACCCUCCAGUCAUUUGCCUUCCUCUGA
Closterium sp. Yama58-4 is the source of this 1404-nucleotide messenger RNA. Lineage: Eukaryota; Viridiplantae; Streptophyta; Zygnematophyceae; Desmidiales; Closteriaceae. The record is from the annotation of a GenBank genome assembly.